Messenger RNA from Aspergillus ibericus CBS 121593, 1809 nucleotides. Its product is annotated as zf-CSL-domain-containing protein. Gene Ontology annotation, biological process: protein histidyl modification to diphthamide. The annotation marks the transcript as partial. The record is from RefSeq and is a predicted model, not a curated record. Gene Ontology annotation, molecular function: metal ion binding. Lineage: Eukaryota; Fungi; Ascomycota; Eurotiomycetes; Eurotiales; Aspergillaceae. The transcript is spliced from 6 exons.
CCAUGAUCCCGCCCUGCGACCCCGCCAUUCUCGACAACAAUCCCCAGUUCAAGAAGCUCUACCAACACCUGACCACUACUUUACUUAACCCCGAUGGCUCCACGCGCGCCCACGAUGCGCAGCCCGCUCGGCAGGCGGUUCUGGAAGAAGUGAAAGCGUGCCGAAUCCGCGAUGCGAAGAAGCAGAUUAAGCAGCAAGCCCUCCGCCGACUAGCCUUUGACCCGGAUAGCAGCCUCCCUGACGAUGCCCGAGACUCCCUCGCCAUCACCACCCUCUACCUCGAAUCCUCCCCCCACCUACUCGACCUCGACAACGACACCCCCGAUGCAGCAGACAUCCAAUUCCUCCUCGCCCCGGACAUCGACCAAUUCUACUCCACCCUCCCGCUCCUCGUCGCGCCUCUCACCACCAUCCUCACAACCACCAUCACCGACCUCCGCACCAUCGCCAACACCGGCGGAAAUGAUCCUCCAGCAGACAACCUUCCCCGAACCCGCGCCCGGAACCGCCAAGCCAUGCGCUCUAUCGCGCAGACCCCGCUUUCCUCGCAGCUAGCGGAGCGGCUCCGCGCUCUCCGCCAGAUGCAGUUGACGGAGCUUCCGACAGCACGGACCCGGAUGGCGGGGACGGCAGCGGAGGUGCUUGCGACGCGGGCGGCGGUGUUGGAGCGCACGGUGAUGCUUCUGGAGCGGGCGAAACAUGGGGCUGUGGCGAGGGCGACGAAGGCCAAGGCGGAACAUUUGGCUAUGGUGGCGAUGGGGAUUGAGGGGAAACUUAGUGUUACGGAAUUGGAUGUGCUGGCUACGAUUCAUACGCCUGAGGUGGUGGAUGCGCUGGGUCGGUAUUAUCGGCAUUUGAAAGAUACGAGGGAGCGAUUGGAGGAGAGGCGUGUGUUGGCGUUGGGGGAGUUGAAGGGGUAUGAAGAUGUGGGUGGUGGUGGUGGUGGAGGGAGAGAUGGAGGUACGGGCAGAGGGAGAGCAGACUCUGGGGCGAUGAAGGAGAUUGCGCGCCGGUAUGGGGGAUUGAUUCGGGAGGUGGAGGACCCAUCUACCAUACAAGUUUAUCUACCCAGGCACACAUCCCCCUCUUCCUACCCCCCACAACAUAACCCAACAACAAACACACAAACACACAAACCAAGAAAGAAACAAGAAACCAAAAUGGCCGACGAAUCCCUCUCCAUCUACGACGAGAUCGAAAUCGAAGACAUGACCUACGACCCCGCCCUCCAGAUCUACCACUACCCGUGUCCAUGUGGCGACCGAUUCGAAAUCGCCAUUGAUGAUCUGCGCGACGGCGAGGAUAUUGCCGUUUGUCCGAGUUGUAGUUUGAUGAUUCGGGUGAUUUUUGAUGAGGGCGAUCUUGCCAAGGAUGGGGAUGAUAAGUCGGCGUCUGGGGCUGUUGCGGUGCAGGCUUAGGGGUUUGGUAGAGUGAGGGUUGGUUUAUAUGAAUGAUUGGAUAGGGAGAUUGGAUCUUGCUAUGCGAUAGGCAGACAGGGUUGCGACAGACUUGCUGCUGGAUGCAAUGAUGCGCCGGGGUAGCAGGGCUGUGUCGAUGAGCGUCGAGGGAGGUGUAUCGGAUAUACGAGCUGCUAUGCAUGCUCACCCCGCUAAGCUACGGCGCCAUGAGGCGCACGAUGCAGAGCCGAUGCCGCGCCCAGAAGGCGCAUUUGAUCGUCGGUGCGCUAGAUGCUUCGCUUGGUUGGAAGCUUCACAAGAACUUGUCAUGUCUUAUCUGCGCAAAGUACUCCUACGAGUACUACUGCCGAAGUGUAUUAUCUACCAGACUGAAUAGCACACAAUCAUAUCC